AUGCAUUCUCCGCACUCUCCAACUAAAGCGGACCAAAGCUACAAAGCAACCGAGAUGAAGCCGAUGGGGGCGGGGGCCUCUUCGUUGUUGACACCACCCGACUCGGCCCAAAACUCAUCUAUUCAGUUUCCAGCAGCCACCACGAUAGAAACAGCAAUAGAGGCAGCAACGACGACCCCAGUUGGAGAUGCCCCCAAACUAGCAGCAUCUCCCAACCAACACGGCUACUACCAGGCCAACUUGAGCAGAGCCCAAUUCAACUCCAUCUUGGUGAACAGCGCCACCAACCUCCUCAAGAUCCUCUACAGCCAAAACCACACCUAUCGCGCCAACGACGGCGAGAUCAAAUCGUUUAUAAUUGAGAUAUUGAAACGGUCAAAGACCUCGAUUCAGACGUUGCAAUUGGCAUGCUUUUACGUCUACAAAUUGAUCCAUUUAAACCACGUGCAAAUCAAACAAAGCGCCAAAAAAGUGUUCUUGGGUUUAAUCAUCAUUGCAUCGAAGUUCAACCAGGAUUAUAAUUAUUCGUUCAAGACAUGGUGCAAGAUCUGCGGGAUUGAUCCCGAUCAGAAACGCCACAUUCGACAAUUGCGCGAGAUUGAGGUUCAGUUGUUGCUACUCUUGAAUCACGAGUUGAUGCUCCACAGCGACGACUACGUCAAUUGGUGCAACACCUUGCUCAUCUUUGGCUUUGACUUCAUCAAAACUCAAGUCGUCAAAAAAACCGCAAAUAGUAAUAGUGAGCUGGUUAGUGAGAUUGUGUGGGACUUGGAAAUCGCUAGCAAUGUGAGCAAGAUCUCCAAAUGGCACCACUUUUUCCGCGACUUGAACAUUGCAAAGUUGAACUUGAUCAAGAUCGGCUUUGAUAGCUACUACCGGAGCCAAAUGGGGCACAAGGUGUUUGUUGGUGCUGCUGCUGCUGCUGAUUCAGCUCCCGAUGUGUGCGUCAAUAGAAAGAGAUGUUUCGCUGACGCGCAAGUUUACACCCAUCUGCAAGCGAAGAAGUUGAAAGUUUAG
Messenger RNA from Lodderomyces beijingensis, 1017 nucleotides. The record is from the annotation of a GenBank genome assembly. Lineage: Eukaryota; Fungi; Ascomycota; Pichiomycetes; Serinales; Debaryomycetaceae.